AUGGAGGAUAUCGCGGUCAUCGGUCUCGGGCUGCGGUUUCCUGGAGAUGCCAGCUCUCCGGAGCGGCUCUGGGACGUUCUCGCAGAGGGCAAAUCGCAGUGGUCCGAGUUCCCCAAAGAACGCCUCAAUAUCGAUGGGUACUUUCACCCCGGAGGCGAUCGGGAAGGAAGCAUUUCCUUUCGCGGCGCACAUUUUCUGAAGGGGGACGUUGCCGCGUUCGAUGCCCCAUUCUUCUCUGUUGCGGCCGAAGAGGCCAAGGCGAUUGAUCCGCAGCAGCGGAUGCUCCUUGAGAUUUCUUACGAGGCCAUUGAAAAUGCGGGACUUCGUAAAGAGGACCUCGAUGGCAGCGACACGGCAGUCUAUGUCGACUAUGAGCAAAUCUGCUUGAGGGACCCCGACUGGUCACCACAAUAUGCCGCGACUGGCAACGGUAUCGCCAUCAUGGCGAACCGAAUUUCUCAUUUCUUCAACUUCCAUGGCCCGAGCAUGACCCUCGACACGGGCUGCAGUGGCAGUCUUGUUUCCGUUCACCUGGCAGCGCAAAGCCUCAGGAGCGGAGAGUCAUCUUUGGCUCUAGCAGCCGGCGCAGGCCUGAUACUGACCCCGGCAACAAUGAUGCCCAUGACGGCGCUCAACUUCCUUAGUCCGGACGGCAAGUGCUUCACGUUUGACGCUCGAGCCAACGGCUACGGACGCGGAGAGGGAGUCGGCGUCGUGGUGAUGAAGAGGCUCUCCGACGCCCUGCGGGACAACGACACCAUCCGCGCCGUCAUCCGCGGCACGUCGGUAAACCAGGACGGCCGAACCCCCGGCAUCACUCUGCCCAGCAAGGAGGCGCAGGUAGCCAACAUCCGCCGCGUCUACGCCAACGCCGGUCUCGACUUCAACCAGACUGCGUACGUCGAAUGCCACGGAACCGGAACCCAGGCCGGCGACUGGCGCGAGCUGAGGGCGAUUUCGGAGACUCUGGCAUCUGGCCGGCCGGUAGACAAGCCGAUAGUCGUCGGGUCCGUCAAGCCAAAUAUCGGCCACCUCGAAGGCGCGGCCGGCGUGGCGGGCAUGAUCAAGGGUGUGCUGGUGCUGGAGCACGGCAAGAUCCCUCCCAACAUCAACUUCCAGAAGGGCAAUCCAGAUAUUGACUUUGAGGCGUGGAAGGUCAAGGUCCCUCAGGCGGUGCUGGAUUGGCCGGUAGCAGGCGUCCGCCGCGUGAGCGUCAACUGCUUCGGAUUCGGCGGCACGAAUGCCCAUGUCAUCAUGGACGAGGCGCCCGUCUACAUGUCUGAGCGCGGUCUUCAGGGCAACCACAGCUCUCUCGUGGCGGCGACAACACAACUUCCCGAGCCGAAGGGCACCGAGGCUGGAUUCUCUGGCGAGCCCUUGCACCUGUUCUGCUACUCAUCGCACGAAAAGAGUGGCGUCUCGAGGGUCAUUGACUCUCACCUCGAGUUUCUCGACGCAGAGGAAGAGCGCUCCACACAGCAAUACCUCCAAGACUACGCCUACACCCUUAAUUGUCGCCGCUCCGGCCUCGAGUGGAAGACGUUUAUCCUCGCCAGCUCCCUGGCGGACCUCGCCUCCAAGUCUCAGUCCCUCGACCCGGCCACCCUAGUCCGUUCCUCGCGCGAAAAGGCCCCAAAAGUUGGCUUUCUUUUUUGCGGCCAGGGAUCACAAUGGGCACAGAUGGGCAAGGGACUCAUGGCACUGGAGCCGUUCCGUGCGAGCAUCGAGCAAGCCAGUCGCUACUUACACGACGCGCUGCUCUCGCCGUUUAACCUCAUCGAAGAACUGCUCCGUCCAGAGGCAGAGUCGGCUAUCGGAGAGCCGCAUAUCUCGCAGCCAGCCACGACGGCGCUGCAAGUUGCCCUCGUGGACCUGAUGGAGACACUGGGCGUAACGCCGACGUGCGUCGUCGGCCACUCCUCCGGUGAGAUUGCCGCCGCGUACGCCAAGGGCGCCAUCUCGAGAGAGGCGGCGUGGGAGGUGGCCUACUAUCGCGGACUGGCGGCGGCGAGCAUUCCCUGGCGCGCACCCAAGCUUAAGGGCAGGAUGGCGGUCGUGGGAAUGUCCAAGGACGAGACUGGAAAAUAUCUCCGGUCGGUGAACAAGUCGGCGCAGAUCGCCUGCAUCAACAGCCCGCGCUCGAUUACGAUUUCCGGGCAGGAGGACGCCAUCGACUUCAUCGACAAGGAUCUUCGUGAGAAGAAGAUCUUCUGCCGUGUGCUGCAGGUCAAGACGGCGUAUCACUCGUCUCACAUGAAGCUCGUGGAGCACGACUACAAGACUCUGCUCGCAAACGUGAGUCCGCGAGAUGGUUGCCCGGAGAUCCGCAUGUUCUCAUCCGUCACGGGCAAUGAGGUCGACGGACGACGCUUGGACGCGACGUACUGGGCCUCCAACUUGGUGUCGCCUGUGCAGUACGUUGCCGCCAUCGAAGCAAUGAUGGCCGCUCCUGAAGAGGAACGACCUGGCGUUCUGGUCGAGCUGAGCCCGCGAGCGGCUCUCCGGUCUCCAACCUCCGAUAUCCUAUCGACCAGUCCGUCCAGCACACAACCUUCGUACUUCUCUGUGCUCGAUCCCCGCAAGAACGCCACCGCAUCUUUCCUGGGGCUCGUCGGUGAGCUUUGGUCUCUAGGAUGCAACGUCGACAUGGAAAAGGUCAUGGCCCUCGUGUCUGGCGGCUCUCGAGCAAAGUGUCUCUCGGACCUGCCUCCUUACCCCUGGAACCACAGCAAGUCGUACUGGCACGAGUCCCACCUCAGUCUGUCCGUCAGGUUCCGGGAGUUUGCUCGCCAGGAUCUCAUCGGCGCGCUGACGGCGGAUUCCACGCCGUUUGAGCCCCGAUGGCGCGGGUUCUUGCGUGUGUCAGAGAACCCUUGGAUUCAAGACCACCAGGUGCAGAAGACCAUCGUCUAUCCGGCCGCGGGCAUGGUCUCCAUGGUUCUCCAGGGGGCAUCGCAGAUUGGCCGCAAUAUUCCCGGAUUGCUCGGUUAUGAGAUCACCGGCAUGGGGAUUGAAAGGGCAAUAAUCGUGCCGAACACGAAGCACGGCGUCGAGGUCAUGCUGGUCAUCAAAUCGCACCGCGAAACGGCUGACGGCUUCAGCCUUGACAAGAACGAGUUUUCCAUUUACUCGAAGCAGCUGGAUCGCGACUGGGAGCGCAACGCCACGGGAUCUCUUCACUUUCGGCAGCGUUCUCCGGGUCGAGAAGCAGCCUUCCGCACCCAGGAGGCACGUCAAAAGACCCUCGAGGAGUCUUGCAAGGAGACGCUGAACCCACGGCAGCUGUACGAAUUCCUCGACACAGUCGGCAUGAACUACGGCCCGCUGUUCCAGAACAUGACGGAGAUUCGCAAAGACAGCAGCGCCGGGGCCUGUGUCAGCACCGUCCGCGUCCCGGACACGCGGUCCAAGAUGCCCGCCAAGUUCGAGUACCCGCACAUCAUCCAUCCGGCGACCCUCGACGCCAUGUUCCAGACCCUGUUCGCUAUCGACUCGUCGCCCAUGGUGCCCACGUCCAUUGCGAGCAUCUUCGUGUCGGCUGAUGCAGGGUCCGCGCCAUCGGACGUGCCGUUCAGGGGUUACGCCGAGGCGAGGCGCAGCGGCAUCCGUGAUGCGGAUGCCACCAUUGUGAUGAGCAGACAGGGGGAGUCACAGGCGCAUGUCAUCAUCGAGGGCCUUCACCUGACGGGUCUGUCCACGCCAUCACCUUCUGAGGGUGGCUUCUUGCCGAAUCAUCGCAACCUGUGCACUGAGAUCCUUUGGGCCGAGGACGCGGCGUUUGCGAAACCCACCUCGUUCUCAGAGUACGUUCGGCUGUUCGCUCACAAGUGUCCUGCCCUCUCAGUGCUGCAGGUCGGCGGAGGCCCCUCCGCCGCAGUGGCAGUCAUCGAGUGCCUGCGCCCGCAGGAGGACGAGACGCCGCGUCUCGCGCGGUUCACGGUCUUGGAAACCGACACGGACACCAGCCACCAAAUACUGGCUCACGUGAAGAGUACGGCGCUGGAACCUUUUGUCGAGGUCAAAGCAAAUGCCACUGAAUUGGUCGCUGACUAUGACCUUAUCAUCGUCCUCGACAUCGCCGCUGCUGAGGGAGAGAUCUUCAAGACAAGGCUUAAGUCCGGAGGCAUGCUGCUACAGCACAACACCGACCUAGACCUCGCGGAAGUGGCCUUCGAAGCUACGUCGGAGCCAAUUCUGUCACUUACAAGCUACAGAAAGGCACAUCCGCCUAUUGAUGGUCAAGAUGUCGUAAUGCUCGUCCCUGAGUGUCUUAACCAAGACGCCGUCAUUUUGGCCAAUACCAUGCAGGGGCUCAUCAAGGAGGCUUGCCCAGCGAUCGAAGUGAGCUCAAUGCCCGUCAACGAGCUAGAUAGAGAGUCAACUUCUCUCAGCGGCAAGGUGGUCAUCUCCCUCCUUGACUUUGCCGGCGCCACCACCUCGGCGGACUGCUCCGUCUUCACCUGGAACGAGUCCGACUUUGACGCCUUCCGCACCUUCCAGCGCACAGCAAAGGGCAUCAUCUGGCUCACCCGCGGAGCGCACAUGACGCCCCUCAAUCCGAAAGGCACGCCCAUCAUCGCCCUCGCCCGCACGCUCAUGUCCGAGGACCCGCUCAAGACCAUUGUCACGCUCGACCUAGACCAAGAUUCGCGCCUCGCCGACCCUGCCGUCGCGCAGGCCGUGCUGCGUGUCCUGCGUCAAACAUUCCAUGUCAAACAUGGUUCCGAACCGCGCGAGACAGAGUACACGGAGAAGGAUGGCAGGCUGUAUAUCCCCAGGCUUGCACCUGUGCGGGCGCUGAACAGGCUCGUGGAGGAUGAGCAUUCGCACGGCGGGUUCUUGCAGCUGCCGUUUAUUCCUGAAGAGGCUGCGGAUGAGCAGCAGCGUCAGAGCUUGAAGCUCACACUUGCGAAGCCGGGUCUUUCGGACGGGUCGUUGUACUACACUGAACUUGAGCAUUCAGAGCUUGGGGCUGACGACGUGGAGGUUUCGUUUGAGAAGGCGUCGUUGACUUACCUCGAUCUCGACACCGUGAUGGGAAGGACAGUCGAGGCAACCAUUGGCAGCGACAUUGUGGGCCACGUCAAGCGUGUUGGCACCGAUGUCACGCACAUCCAACCCGGCGAGCUCGUUGCAGCUCUCGCUCCUGGAGGGACGAUCCAGAGCACCGUUCGCACAAAAGGGCCACUGGUAGCUGCCAACAUCCCCGGCUUCUCCCCGUCCCUCCAUGUCAGCGCGUACUACGCCAUCAUUCACCUGGGCAGGGCCGCGCCGGGACGCAAAGUCCUCAUCCACGCGGGCGCGAGCGCGUACGGACUGGCCGCCGUGCAGAUGGCCACCUCGGUCGGUGCCGACGUGUACGCCACGGUGCUAGGCGCGGAUAUGCCACUGCAGCGCGAGGUUCUUGUCGCUCAUGGCUUGUCCAACGAGCGAGUAUUUGACGCGGAUUCGGACGGCUUCGUCCCUGGCGUACUGGCGGCAACCAGCGGCAAGGGCUUUGACAUUGUGUAUAAUCCGACGCAGGAGCACGUCGAGGCGAGCUUCAAGUGCGUCCGCAAGUGCGGAACAAUUGUCCAGUUUGGCAGCAGGUCGGCCGCAACACGACCACUGCCAGCGCCCGGCGGCUCUGCGACUGUCGUGAGCUUCGAUAUCGGCCAACUGAUGCGCGAGGACGAGGAAUUUGUCGCGGAGCUAUUCGAAAGCUCGAGGCGGCACGUCCAGAGCGACAACUUUGGUGCAACAAGACGAUACGGCCGGGAACAUGUGUUUGCAGUCGGCGAGCUACAGGCUGCUCUUGAGAAGGUCCAGGCAACUCCAUACCUUGGCCGCGUCGUGCUUUCAACAGAUGCUCCGGGAAGCAAUCUAGUCCCAGUCAUGAACACCAACCCGACCAAGCCCCUCUCAGCAUGCCUCGAUCCGAACCGCACAUAUCUCCUCGCUGGUGGUCUCGGCGGUCUAGGACGCAGCAUCUCGGAGCUCCUCGUCGCCAAUGGUGCCCGCCAUCUCGCCUAUCUCUCGCGCGGAGGCUCCUCUUCAGCGACGGCGAGCGAGUAUCUUGCCACCCUCCACGCACAAGGCGUCGACGCACGUGCGUACAGCGUCGACAUAUGCGAUGCAGAUGCCCUCAUGUCGACGCUCGGCGAGCGACUAGCCACUGAGAUGCCUCCCCUCGGCGGUGUCUUCCAGUGCGCGGCUGUACUGCGCGACGCCGUCUUCGACAACAUGACGUGGGCGGAUUGGGACACAGCCAUCAAGCCCAAGACACUCGGCUCGUGGAAUCUUGUCCAAGCUGUUGAUGCAAUGCCCCGAGCUAAAGAGAACGGGACGCAGGGCAAUGGCGGCGCCUCGGGCCCCUUCUUCAUCUUCCUGGCCAGCUCGGCGGGCGUCAUCGGCAACCGCGGACAGGCCAACUACGCCGCCGGCAACGCCUUCAAGGACGCGCUGGCGCGCAACCUGCGCCUCAACCGUCGCCACGCCGUCGCGCUCGAUCUCGGACCCGUGCUGGGUGCCGGGAUGCUCGCCGAGGACGAGGCAGUGUUGGACAUCCUCCGCGCGAGCGGCUUCUACGGCAUCCGCCAUGGGGACUUCCUUAAGCUCGUCACUCACGCCAUUACCAUGGAUACGGGCGUUCCGGGCGAGCCCACCCCGCCUCAAGUCACCCUCGGCGUCGGCACCGGCGGCAUCAUCCGCCAGAACCAGCCCGCGGACCCGUAUUGGUCGCGCACCGCGCUGUACCGUUACCUGAACCUCGUGGAUGUACCCGCCCCCGACUUGUCGCAGUCGGGCGCCGCCGGUUCCUCGUCUUCUAGUGACCUCAAAGCGCUGCUCGCGUGCUGCGAGAGCGUGAGCGCGGCUGCGGAGGUUGUGCAGCGCGGGCUCAUGGGCAUGCUCGCCAAGGCGAUGAACAUGCUGCCCGAGGAGGUCGAUGCCGGGAAGCCUCCCAACGCGUACGGGGUAGACUCUCUCGUGGCUGUGGGAGUGCGCAACUUUGUCAUCAGCAGCUUUGGCGUGCAGGUGUCUGUGUUUGAGAUCCUCAGCGACCGUACCAUUGCGGAGUUGUCGUUGAUGGUUGCGCAAAAGGGGGGUUAUGGGGCUGCGUAG
Molecule: messenger RNA, 7101 nt
Organism: Purpureocillium lilacinum
Lineage: Eukaryota; Fungi; Ascomycota; Sordariomycetes; Hypocreales; Ophiocordycipitaceae
Source: RefSeq, a predicted model, not a curated record